This is a messenger RNA of Mesocestoides corti, 1761 nucleotides long. The record is from the annotation of a GenBank genome assembly. NCBI's taxonomy places the organism in Eukaryota, Metazoa, Platyhelminthes, Cestoda, Cyclophyllidea, Mesocestoididae.
AUGGAUGAAAACGGUGAUUCUCGGGUACCUCCUCCUCGAGUUCGGAUUUUCGAAUGCGCUCAUGAUGGCAUUCAGGAAUUGUUUAAUCGCGAUUCUAGUCGGGCCAUGAAGCCAAUGGAUGAGCGUAAUUUCCCGAAAUCAUUUUGGAUCCCACCGACAAAAGAACAUUCAAAACGUUCUGAGCUUCCAGUUGAGAACAACCAAGAGAGCUUUUGUAUUUCGCACAGGAAGUCUAAUUCAUCACCUUCCUAUAUUGGCACUAACCCUGCUUAUCUCUCUGAACCUCUCGACCACAAUAGACAAAAGAGUCUGGAUACAACUCAAAAUAUGGUUCGCAAUCCUAAAAGUAGUCAUAUGAUGUGUACUACAGGGUUUCCCUCACAUGGCACUAGAGGGCCAUUCCAUUACCCGGAUGCUCGACGACCAGAUAGUCUCACAUCGCCUGUUUGUGAACUACCCCCAGAAUUCCAAAUGGCAAUCAAUGAAAACAAGCAGGUCUAUUUUCUAAAUCAUGAAACCAAACAGACCACAUGGUUCGACCCUCGAAUUCCCCCGGAAGAACAGAAAUGGGGAAUGACUUUGGAAGAGUUGAAUAAAAUUCACAUAAAUUACGCGAGACGUCGUAAAUUACCCACACAUUCCUUGGAGGGUCAUCGGCAGCUGCCGGCCUCCCCAAUACCAGUAUUAUCGUCCGUUGAAUCGGCGGGGAUAAACAGUGCAUGCGGAGGAGGACCAUCCAGCCGUUGUCCCACGCUGCCCGGCUCCCCUAACAACGCCACAUCCACUCCGGGUCAAAUUAUGCCCGGGGGAAACGUUCAGCCGGCGUCUGUGCCACGAAUGCAACAUCCGGGUACCUUCUCUAUACCACACGUCGCACCUAAUUCUCGCGCAUUGCAGAUGAACCUCCUUCCUCCCCAAGGCUCUAGGCAAAUGCAGCCGCGCCAACACCAACAGCAACAACACGUUGCUCAUGCAAAGUCAGCCAGUCAGCCAACUCCCAUGUCGGUGGGCGGCUUGUUGGGUCACUCGGAGUCCUGCAUGGGAGGCGGCGGCGGCGGCAGUGGUGGGGACGUAUCGGCCGCCUCAUCCACCGGCUACGCCCUCGGUCCAAGCUCCUCCCUUACCAGGCUUCAUCAUGGAACCUACGGGGGCCCUGGUUUUGCGACUGGCGAGUCCCUUCCCACGAAUUCCUCAGGCCAUCUAGCCCAGGACAUGGAGGAAUUGUCUCUAAGCCGGGGUACGGCGGAGACCUCGUUGCCGCACCUACAGCAGAUGUUCUGCGCAGCUCCACUCCUCCCCUUGCUUUCGCAACCCGCCAUGCCGGGCACCUGCGAGUACGGGAGUGCCGGGGCCACCCAGCCGAUAUCUUCCGCGCAGCACUCUCACCAGAGCAGCAUGGACAGCGGUGUGGGACCUUCUGUUGCCGGUGGCCACUCUAUUCCCAGUGCUAAUCAGACUCCCGAACACACUAAAGUUACGUGCUUCGAUUCAAGUAUUCCGAACUACCUACUUACUGUUCUUUUACCGUUGGUGCCCGUCGAGGUCUGGAAUUCACAACGAUUCUGGGUUAUUUUCCUAACUGAUCUUCGAUACCAGCUGGUGCUGCCGCCUCGUGCGGUCUCGUCGAUCAUGACUCCUGCUGACUGCUCUGACUGUUCAACCCUCAGGCUCGCCUACUGCGGGGUGGAGGAGGAGGAGGUGGUGGUGGUGGCUGUCGGUGCCCUGUCUACCUUCACGCGGUCCGUCGGUCCCACCAAAUAA